AGGUGGAAAAAUGUCUAACGUUAAUUUAGUCAAAGAGUUUAUUAGUUCUCCUUGUGGAAGUUUGCUUGAUUCGUGUACAAAAGAUCAGUUAUUCGAGAUUGCGGAUCAUUACAAAAUUGAACUUGGAGAUAAGAGGUUAAAGGAUAGUACAAUUAGAGAGGUAGUAAAAUCAAAACUGAUAAAAAAGGCCGUAUUGGCUGAGUUGUCCGAUACAGCUACCACCUCUCAAGUUAAACCUCAUGUCAGCUCUCUAACUUUUGAACAACAGGAACGAUUAUUGUUGUUGCAGCUUGAACAGGAACGUUUGAAAUUGGAAGUAGAGCGUGAGAAAACUAGAAAUGAACAGACUAAUGUUGAGCUGCAGAGAGGUCGCUUGGGAAUGAUGAGGCAAAGUGGACUAAAUAGUUCAACUGAUGAUUUGCAGGGUGCUCAAGUGUUUGAUACUGCUGGAAAUUUAAGGUUGAUGCCGAAGUUUAACGAGCGAGACCCAGAUAUUUUUUUUAUAUUGUUUGAGCGAAUAGCAGAGGCAAAAGGUUGGCCCAGUGAGGAACGUACCAUGCUUUUACAAUGUGUACUUACAGGCAGGGCUCAAGAAGUUUUUUCUGCCCUGUCACUCUCGGACUGCAGCGAUUACGAUAUCGUUAAAGCGGCGGUUUUAAAAGCUUAUGAGUUGGUACCAGAAGCUUAUCGACAAAAAUUUAGAACGUUGUGUAAGGGUGAAAAGGAGGCUCAUGUGGUGUUUGCUAGAGAGCUCACUACUGCAUUUAAUCGAUGGUGUAUGGCAUCUGAGGUAACCACGUUUGAAGAGUUGUCUAACUUAAUUGUGCUUGAACAGUUUAAGAACUCUGUACCUGCUCGUAUAGCAACAUACAUAAAUGAGCAGAAAGCUGAAACAACUGCUAAAGCUGCUGAGUUGGCUGAUGAUUAUAUUUUAACGCACAAGAGUAGUUUUGAGUUUCGGAAAAGAGAUGAUAGUUUUGAAGAUAGAUUAGAUCAUAUGCCCAGGGAUUCAUCUCUGAUCUGUAAUUACUGUCGUGGUAAAGGCCAUUGGAAAAAUGAGUGCCCUGUGCUUAAAAGUAAGAGUAAAGGAGGAAAGGGUCUUUGUGUUAAACCAGCAGGCUUUGUGGCACCAUUGUUGAAUUCUGUCAGCCUGUCUUCUGAAGGAUCUCCUAGAGCAGUUAACCAGUUAAAGGAUGGAGAUUAUGCACCUUUUAUUUCUUAUGGGCACGUGUCGCUGGUUGGCAAAGAGACAAAUGUUCCAGUAACGAUACUGAGGGACACGGGAGCAUCAGAGUCUUUUAUUUUGCAGGAUGUGCUGCCAUUUUCCUCUGUGAGUGAUACCGAGACUAGUGUCCUUAUUAGAGGAAUUGGGUUAAAUAUCCUAUCUGUCCCAUUACAUAAAAUUAGGUUGUCAUCUGAACUUGUGAAUGGAGAAGUGGUGGUUGGAGUGCGUCCAUCGUUACCAGUGGAGGGGGUGGAUAUCAUCCUGGGAAAUAAUUUGGCAGGGGGGAGGGUUUGGCCUGUUACCUUUUCACCUCCUGUGGUUUCAUCUUUUCCUCUCCCAGGUCCUGAUGAGAGCAACAAGAGUUUUCCACAGGAGCAGAAACUUGAUCCUUCUCUCCAUACAUUGUUUGAGAGUUUGAUGUCUCCUGAUGAAAUUAGGCAUGUUGCUCAAGGUUAUUUUUUGCAGGAUGGAAUGUUGGUGAGGAAGUGGAUUCCUCAUGGAAGUGACUUUGCUGGCGAUCCUAUCUUGCAGGUGGUAGUUCCAGAGAAAUAUCGAUCAUUGGUGUUGGAGAGUUCCCAUGAUAAAUUUGCUGGACAUUUUGGGGUAAGAAAGACUUAUGACAGAAUCCUUCGUCAUUUUUUUGGCCUAAAUUGA
This is a messenger RNA of Pimephales promelas (fathead minnow), 1879 nucleotides long. Lineage: Eukaryota; Metazoa; Chordata; Actinopteri; Cypriniformes; Leuciscidae. The record is from RefSeq and is a predicted model, not a curated record.